CCGCCGCUUUAACCAACUUCUCAACUCCGACAGGGAAAGUGGCUCAAAUGCGCAUUCUAUCACAGUGGAUGUGAACCAACCCAGGCGAAGACAGCGUGAAAUACUGGUUGGAGAACAUUUUAUAUCCCUUUUCGGAUUAAUUUUCAUCUCACAUUUGAAUCAUUUGGGGUUUUAGCAUAUUAAUUUUGUAACCCUGUCAUCCUGUGCGCACCCGAUCUUGUGUGCGCCUCUCUUGAAGUAGACUUUUUCUCUGUUGGUGGCGAAGUUUAAAACCAGGUGAAUGUAUAGCAUGAUGAUGGAAACUGACCUUCAUUCCCCGGGUCCCCAAACGAACACGACCACGGGGCAAACGGGGCCGAACAGCGCGUCCAAAGCGAAUCAGGAGCGCGUGAAGAGACCGAUGAACGCUUUCAUGGUGUGGUCCCGUGGGCAGCGGAGAAAGAUGGCACAGGAGAACCCCAAAAUGCACAACUCUGAGAUCAGCAAACGGCUGGGCGCCGAGUGGAAGGUGAUGUCCGAGGCUGAGAAGCGCCCUUUCAUCGAUGAGGCGAAACGGUUGCGAGCCAUGCACAUGAAGGAGCAUCCGGAUUACAAGUACCGGCCAAGACGGAAGACCAAGACGCUGCUGAAAAAGGACAAAUAUUCCCUUGCCGGUGGACUGCUUUCUGGGCCCAGUGGGGGCGGUGGAGUUGGUUUAGGGGUCGGAAUGAGUUCAUCCGGGGUCGGGCAGAGGUUAGAGAGCCCCGGGGGUCACGGAGGCUCCGCCAGCUCCGGCUACGCGCACAUGAACGGCUGGGCGAACGGUGCGUACUCUGGGCAGGUGGCUGCAGCCGCGGCGGCCGCGGCGAUGAUGCAGGAGGCUCAGCUAGCCUACAGCCAGCACCCGGGGAGCGGAGCGCACCACCACCACCACUCACACCACCAUCACUCACACAACCCGCAGCCCAUGCACCGCUACGACAUGACAGCCCUGCAGUACAGCCCCAUCUCGAACUCUCAGAGCUACAUGAACGCUUCUCCAUCCGGCUAUGGCGGGAUCACCUACACACAGCACCAGGGCUCCGGCGUCUCCUCCUCAGCUGCCAUGGGGACGUUAGGGUCGCUGGUGAAGUCGGAGCCGAGUAUUUCUCCGUUGUUGGAAUAACAUCUGCACUGGAACUUUUUGACAAGAGCAAACUGUCCAUCAUGGCUAUCACAAGUGGACAUGGAUCACUGUGGGGCCUGUGAUUAACAGAUAGCACCUCGUCUCCACCGCUGGCAGGCCAUCAUUACGACGAGCACUAGAAGAUAGUAGGUGCUGUGGGCGAAAAGACCUUUAGGAAAAUGUCAGCAACAGUCAGAGCCCCCAAAUUUCCUCCAUUCACGCUUUCCCAUGUGAUGCUACCUUCUCUAAACCCCUUAAUUACGCAAACCCCUUUCUCCCACUGCCCAGUGUUUUGUAUCUAAGUACAGUGUCUGAUUUCAGAGCAUGUGGAAGUUUUAUUUUCUUUUUAUUUUAUGUGCUUACCUAAAGAUCGGCCUUUAAAACACACACACACACACACACA
Molecule: messenger RNA, 1547 nt
Organism: Epinephelus fuscoguttatus (brown-marbled grouper)
Lineage: Eukaryota; Metazoa; Chordata; Actinopteri; Perciformes; Serranidae
Gene: sox1a
Product: SRY-box transcription factor 1a
Exons: 3
Coding region: 281-1144 (287 amino acids)
Biological process (GO): cell differentiation; anatomical structure morphogenesis; regulation of DNA-templated transcription
Molecular function (GO): DNA-binding transcription factor activity, RNA polymerase II-specific; RNA polymerase II cis-regulatory region sequence-specific DNA binding
Source: RefSeq, a predicted model, not a curated record